This is a messenger RNA of Nicrophorus vespilloides, 1758 nucleotides long. RefSeq names its product GPI transamidase component PIG-T (gene PIG-T). Gene Ontology annotation, cellular component: GPI-anchor transamidase complex. NCBI's taxonomy places the organism in Eukaryota, Metazoa, Arthropoda, Insecta, Coleoptera, Silphidae. Gene Ontology annotation, biological process: attachment of GPI anchor to protein. The record is from RefSeq and is a predicted model, not a curated record. The coding region runs from base 81 to 1727 and encodes 548 amino acids. The transcript is spliced from 2 exons.
GUUGUCAAAGGUGCGGCAUCCUAACCUGCAAAUCAAAACAAAUAAUAAAAUCCACUUGAGUAAUGAUUCAUUAACACAAAAUGAAGAUUCUUGUUUACGUAUUAGUUAUUAUUCAUCUAGUCAGUUGUAAUAAAGAUUCCUUCACAGAAGAAUUACUAUUGAAACCUCUUUAUGCAAAUAAACUAUAUUCGCAUUUUCAAUUCACAACAAAAUGGGAUGUGGAUGCUACCUCCGAUUCCAUGUUCCAUACGAAUUUAUUUCCAAGAGCUAUUAGUGAGAUUGUUGUCAGACAUAAUAUCCAAGAAUUGCACAUUAGUUUAACUGCCGGCUUGUGGAGGUAUGAGACUUGGGGAUAUCCUGUUGUUGAUGCUGCCCCUGGUGCUGAAGUCUGGGCUUGGUUUAAUCCAGACACUGAAAAUGUUGAUAAAAACUGGAAAGAAUUAGCUAAUUCAUUAUCUGGCUUACUGUGUGCUUCUCUGAACUUCAUUGAUUCAACAAAUAGUAUUAAUCCUGAAAUAUCCUUGAGGAAUAGUGGUGUUGUACAGGGCCAAGUCAACAAUACAUUCCUUCGUUAUUCCUCUCUGCCUAGAGAAAUAGUGUGCACUGAGAAUUUAACCCCAUGGAAGAAGUUGCUGCCAUGCUCUUCCAAAGCAGGUAUUGCUUCACUGCUGAAUGCAGGAUAUAUUCACAAUACACAAUACCACUCUGUUGGUAUAAUGUUUCGUCCAAUUUGUGCUGACAAAGCUUGUACCCGGAAAGCAGUUGAACUGCAACAAACAGUAUCUUUGGUGUAUGAUUAUAAAAUGUUGGGUAACAGGCAAUGGACUUUGCGUAGAUUGUUUGGACAAGGUAUUAUGAAUGCUUGUCCUUUGGCAAAAGAAUCUUCAAUUUAUGUAGAUCUUAGCAAUGAUGAUAAAUUUGAUUUAGAGCCAUAUCCACAUGAGUACAUAACAGCUUACAGGGGUGGAUAUGAAACUACUUAUGCAAAAUAUGAUAUUAAGCGAAUUAAACCAAUGAGUAUUGCUGCUUCAUAUGAAGGUAAAGAAAUAAUCAAUGUAAACAUUCCUCCACCACUCUAUGCUAGUCAGUAUAAAACUGGAUUUGGUCAACAGAAUGGCGGAAUCAUUACGAAAUUAUAUAAUAAUCACUGGGCUGAUUUGAACGUCGUUGUUUUACAAAAUUUUCCAUGGUACGUUCCUAUUUACUUACAUACAAUGAAGAUUGAAUCAAAUGGAAAUAUUUUACAACCGACUGUUUUGAAAUACAAACCUGGUAAGCUGCGAGAAAAGGCUCAUUAUUUGGAAAUUGGUUUGAGACUUCCACCCAAAUCAACAAUUUCCAUAUCUAUUGACUUUGAUUAUGUAUUUCUGAAAUGGCAAGAGUACCCACCAGAUGCCAACCAUGGCUUUUACAUUGGAUCAGCUAUAAUUUCGGCGAUGUUACCUCUGGCCAAAAACUACACUGGAAUACCACAAGAUGGAUCGACGAUUGCCGAUAGCUUCAACGCGUCUAGGAGUGGAUAUUUGGUGCAGAUUAGAACCGAGACAAUGAUUAUUACAUUACCAACACCCGAUUUCAGUAUGCCUUAUAACGUUAUUUGUUUAGCUUGCACUGUGGUAGCUUUGGCAUUUGGCCCUUUACAUAAUAUCACCACUAAAAGACUUAUUCUGAAAGUAACUACCAAAAAGAAGUUAAGUGAGAAAUUGAAGUCGUUUUUUAAAAAAUGAUUGAUUUGUUUGUCUUCUACUUUUGUUAAUA